GUAAACAUUGUCUGUGGUGUGAAUGAUCGAGAAGAAAAGACAUCCUUAUGUCUGUGUGUUGUGCCUCUUAAAGAUAUAGCGUGUAAAGGCCUAACAGCGGCUGUCAAGUGUCAGAGCCUUGCAGAUUGUGGGAGCUUCGGUGUGUGACUGGCAGAGACAUGUUUCGGAGGAUUCUACAGUUGACUCCGGGGAGAGUUGGCACCCAGAAUUCAGAAUCUGAUUCUUCUGCAACUCCAGGAAAUGCUAUAAACAAUGAAAGUUCUUCUGAGGGUUUUAUCUGCCCACUUUGCAUGAAAUCUCAUGGAUCAGCUGAAGAACUGUUCAUGCACUAUGAAGCAUCUCAUGAACCAAACGAUGCUGGGGAACCUACCCUGUCUCCAAAAAGAGAGGAAGUUCUCUACCUUAAACAAGAAGUCCAAGACUUGCAAGCAUCACUUAAGGAGGAAAAGUGGUAUGCAGAAGAAUUGAAGAAGGAAUUGGAAAGUAUUCAAGGGCAGCUGAAGCAAGAACCGACUCAAGAUGGGAUAGUCACAGUUGCAGCUACAGAACUUCAGUCUUUGGGGCAUCAGUUAGAAGAAGCUAAAACGGAAAUGUUUAAUAUUAAGCAAAUGAAGGACUUGUUUGAGCAGAAAGCAGCCCAGCUCGCAACUGAAGUUGUUGACUUGAAGGCUGUGUAUGAUGAAGAAAAAAGUAAACUGGCUGCUACGGAAGAGAAAGUGAACAGUUUAUUUCAGGAGCUUGAUGUGAAGUCACGCUUGAUUGAGGACUUGAAGACUGAACUGCUACAACGACCCGGCAUUGAGGAUGUUGCUGUGCUUAAGAAAGAGCUAAUCCAGGUCCAGACACUCAUGGAUAAAACAACCCUAGAACGUGAAAAUGAAUCGGAGAAGCUGAAAGAUGAAUGCAAGCAGCUGCAGAUGCAAAACACCAACUGUGAGGUUACCAUUAAUCAGUUAAAAGCUGAACUUGCCAAAGGUCCCCAGGAGGUUGCAGUUUAUGUUCAGGAGCUACAACAACUGAAAAGCUCAAUGACUGAGUUAUCACAAAAAAAUGAGAGUUUGCUAGAAAAGCUCUUGAAAAAGGAGUUGGAUUACACACAGCUAGAGGAAAAACAUAGCGAAGAAUUGACAGCUAAGAAAAAUCUACAAGUUAAUCUCAACCAUAAAGAUGUGGAGUGUCAGCAGCUUCAGGCAAGGCUGUCAGCCAGUGACGUUUCUCUGCAGACAAUAAGGACAGAAAUGGCCGAGAAGGGUGAAGCAAACCAAAAACUCAAGCAAGAGCUGUCAGAGGUGGAAACCAAGUACCAGCAUCUCAAGGCUGAGUUUAAACAGCUUCAGCAGCAGCGUGAAGAGAAGGAACAGCAUAGUCUGCAGCUGCAAAGUGAGAUCAAUCAGCUACACAGCAAGUUGCUGGAGGCAGAGCGCCAGCUAGGGGAGGCACACGGCAGACUGAAGGAACAGAGGCAGCUGUCUGCUGAGAAACUGAUGGACAAAGAGCAACAGGUGGCUGAUCUUCAGCUCAAGCUCUCACGUGCUGACGAGCAGCUUAAAGAAAAUAAUUCUACUUCUACGGACCUGCAGCAUCAACUGGAGAAGCUAAGGCAGCAGCAUCAGGAGCAGCAGACUUUGCAGCAAACCACUACAUCAAAACUGAGGGAAGCCCAGAAUGACCUUGAACAAGUAUUACGCCAGAUUGGGGAUAAGGAUCAAAAAAUUCAGAAUCUUGAGGCCUUAUUAGAGAAGAGCAAAAAAAAUAUAUCUCUUCUUGAAAAAGAAAGGGAAGACUUGUAUGCCAAAAUUCAAGCAGGCGAAGGAGAAACUGCAGUCCUUAACCAGUUACAAGAAAAAAACCACAAACUACAGGAACAGUUAACCCAGCUCACAGAGAAGAUGAAGAAUCAGUCUGAAAGCCACAAACGAGCACAAGAGAACUUGCACGAGCAAGUACAGGAGCAGAAGUCGCAGCUCAGAGCAUCGCAGGACCAUGUUCUAUCGCUGGAGACCAAACUUGGGGAACUGAACAGCCAGCUGAAUGAGAGCAAAGAGAAAAUGUCCCACCUGGAAUUACAGAGUAAGAGGAACAUAGCGCUUAAGGACUUUAAUGAUAACAAAGGGGAUAUAAUCCUAGUACAAGAGACCUACUUCAUACAUACGAAAGAGCCCAAAACGUUUAAAUAUAAAUUUGGCAAGACAUUCUACUCAUCUAACCAUAAUAAAACUAACUGUGUAGGAAUACUACUAAGGAAGGGCAUCCCCUUUACUUUAUUUAAUUUAAUACAAGACAAGGAGGCAACUGGCUCAAGAAUAUCCCCCACAGGCUGGACGGAUCACUCUAUGGUGAGCUGUACAGUCAAAUGGCUGUCUGCACCGCAUUCCACAUAUGUGUGGAAAUUAAAUAAUGAUUUAUUAGAUCACCCACUGUACCAAGAAAAAAUCGAGACUAGACUGCAGGAAUACUUCAACUUAAACAUCUCCUCCAUACCUGACUUUAGACUUAUUUGGGAGGCUCACAAGAGUACAAUUAGGGGUGACCUUAUUAGUAUACAGUCACAUGACCACAAACAACAACGCGCCGCACUCCAGAGCGCAUUGUCGGCCAUUACUACUGUUGAGGAGAGACUUAAGAUCUCGCCCACAGAUGAAACCCUGAAAAAGGAACUACAGACACUUAGAGGCAGAGUCAAUACACUAUUAGAUAGAGACUGUAAACAACUGGCCCUCAAACUACAACAAAGUCACUAUGCCAGCGACAACAGGUGUAGCAGAUUACUAGCACGCAAGCUCAGAAGGCGAACAAAUAGGUCCUAUAUUCUCUCUAUAAAUAGACCAGGCAAAGAUACAGCCUACUCUACUUACGACAUAUCCGAAGCAUUCCGCACAUGCUUCAAAUCUCUAUAUAACCUCCCAGAGGACCUCCCUGAGGACACAACAUAUGCAGCCCUAAUAGAGUCUUUCCUCAAAGAGCUACCUAUACCCACAAUUACACAGACCCAGGAGGAAGCCCUUAAUUCCCCCUUUAAAUUGGAGGAACUCCUCUUGGUCUUAAAAGAUCUGCCAUUGGGUAAGGCCCCGGGCCCAGACGGCUUUACCAAUUACUAUUCUAAAAAGUAUAAUAAAAUACUUGCACCCCAUUUAUUAACCCUGUUCAAUUCAAUUUCUAGAACCAACCCUUUCCUGAGUAGUUCAUUAACCGCACAUAUCUCACUGAUUCCCAAAGAGGGUAAGGAUCACACGAGGGUCGAAAACUACAGACCGAUCUCUCUACUGAACACCGACGUGAAAAUUUAUGCUAAAUUGCUGGCGACCCGGUUGAAAGCCUUACUACCAGAUUUAAUACACGCUGAUCAAGUGGGCUUUAUACCUACAAGAGAAGCAAAGGACAACACAGUGCGAGCAAUUGACUUAAUUGAUUACGUGAAUAACCGUUCCAUACCCACUGUGAUAGUGUCCACAGAUGCUGAGAAGGCGUUAGACCGGGUCAGCUGGCGUUUCCUCCGCGUGGUUCUGCUGAGAUUAGGUCUAGGGGUAGACCUUAGCAUAACUAUGCAGCAAGGAAUCGUAAUGAUUACUAACGAACCUACGGGGGCUGAAACCCAUCCCGGUAUACCGGACCUUCUAAGUGCCAAACUAGAGGCCUUAUUUCAAACCCUAAUAGAUAAAGCGCCAUCUGAACAAGAAUUGCAGCGCCUUAUGGAUAAAGUGCCAUCAGCAAGUUCGGCAGCACUGACACUACAAACCGCUUUGACAUACAAGCCCUGCAUACCCACGUGGUCCGGAGACCUUAAACUAUUUAGCUUACAAACGACCGAGGACUUCUCACAGCAAUCCAGCUAUCAACCGUCACCCUCUCUGACAAUCUCAGAUGACACCCGAAUCAUGAGAGCUACUUACCUCCUCCCUUACUCCGGUUGUCAGGAGCAGGAAAAUACCACCUAUUACCCGGCAAUGGCACCCGGCAUCAACUCCGUAGAAACUCUAGAUCUCAAUAUCGCCUGUUUUGCCGGUGAGGAGUGGGGACCACCUGUCAAUGCAAGACCGCCCGGGAAAUGGCCUGAUACAAUCCCGCAAUCUGGAGCGAAACCGCAAACAGAGCUGUCACUUGCGGAGAAGGGGAAGGCAGAGAUAUUGAUCCACACGUUUUCAGAGGAUCCCCCAGAUGCAGCCUUAACCCACACACUGCAGACCGGUAAACUUGGUAAAUCAUACGGCCCAACUUGGAGAUGGGGUCACCCAGGCACAUCCUUCAUGCAGCUUGGAAAAAUAGCUCCGGUGAACAGAGGGGUUAACCCUGUUUCAACAACUCUUCCGGAGAUGGCCAAAGCUAGAGUUUCACAAACAAAGAAUGAACUACAGAAGAAAUGUGAAGCUCUUCAACAGACAAAAGAGAUUUUUGCAAAACAAGAGAAGGAGGCGAUCAGUCUUAAAGAGACUCAGGAAAAACUAAAGCAAGACCUGGAGAAAAUGGCAGCAAAGAUGCAAGAAGCUGUUGUCAAUGUAGAGAAAGCCAAACUGGAAAGAGAUUCUUUGCAGAAAGAUCUUACAGACACCCAAGAUAAUCUAUUGAAGAGCAUUCAAUCUCUUAAGGAAUCAAAUGAUAAACUGGAUAAGGAAAAGCAGAAGGGGAAAGAAGUGGAAACAGCACAUGAAGAAAUCAGACUAAAACUUCAGGCAAAGGUUGAUUCUUUAGAUAAAGAACUGAUGGGACUUAAAACAUUACUGGAGAAAAAGGAAGGGGAAUGCAGCCAGCUGAAGUCAGAAAUUGAUAAAGCACGUGGCUUUGUUGCAAAGGUGCAGAGUGUCAUUAAGGAGAAAGAAAAGCAUGAACAGGAACUUGAGGCAGCUCUGAAGAAGGUCCAAGAUUCCUUUGAUGAGAGUAAAAAACGUCAUAAAACAGAGCUUGAUGCUAUGAACAGUAAAUUAGCAAACACGGCAGAGCAAGAGUCAAAGUUGCAGCAGCAAGUAAGUUCAUUAAACGGAGACCUUACAUCAGAAAAGGGAAGGAUAUCUGAGUUGCAGAAAACCAACCAACAAAUCCAGGAAAAAUUGAAUCAAUUGCAGUCCGAUAUGUAUGGAAAAGAGUCAGAAGUGUCUGCAAUAAGACAAGAUCUCAAGUCUGCUGAGGAGAAGCUGGUCUUAGCCCAGGAAGAGCUGAAAUCUAAUAGGAAUGAGAUGAAUAAUCAGAAUAAAUCAGUCCAACAACUUACAACUUUGAAGGGAACCAUGGAACAGGACAUCACAAAAAUGGCUAAACAAAUGAAGGAACAAGAGAAAACCUUGCAAGAAUUACAACAACAAAAGGAAUUAACAAUUAAGGAAUUAAAUGAAGAAAAAUUGAAAGUAAGCUCUCUAAAUGCUCACAAGGAAAAGAUUGAGAGUGAAUUAUCAAAGAAGAUAGAAGAGCUGAAAAAUACCAAAGAUGAAUAUCAAAAGUAUUCCAGUAGUUUUGAAGACGCCAAACAGUUAUUAAUACAACAGAAAUUGGAACUUCAAAGCAAAAUAGACAACUCAGCUUCAGCACUUCAGCAGGAAAAGACUCUACAGCAAACAUUAAAAGGUGAAAUGAAAAAGAAAGAGGAGGAAUGGGUGAAGCAGCUUAAAGAGAGUAAAGAUAAACUGGCAAUAGAAACAAAAGAAAGAGAUGAUCAGAAAAAGAAGCAUGAAGAAAAUGAGUCUAAACUCACCAUGCAGAUUACUGCCUUAAAUGAGAACCUGGCUACCUUAAAGAAGGAAUGGCAGAGCAGCCAGCGCCGGGUCAGCGAGCUGGAGAAGCAAACGGAUGACCUGCGGGGAGAGAUCGCAGUACUGGAAGCAACUGUGCAAAACAACCAGGAUGACAGAAGAGCCCUGCUAGAAAGAUAUCUUAAAAGUGAAGGUGAAAUAGAAAAACUUCAAGCUAAAAUGGUUGAACUAAGGAAAAAGUUAGAUGAAACAAGCUAUGCUAUGGAAGAGCUGGGCAGAGAAAACCAAUCUCUUCAGAUCAAACACAGCCAAGCUCUUAAUAGGAAAUGGACAGAAGACAAUGAAGUACAAAAUUGUAUGGAAUGCGGAAAGGGAUUUUCUGUAACCAUAAGAAGGCACCAUUGUAGACAGUGUGGAAAUAUCUUCUGUGCAGAAUGUUCGUCAAGGAAUGCCUUAACUCCCUCCUCCAAAAAGCCUGUCCGUGUCUGUAAUACAUGUUUUAUUGACUUACAAGGAUAGAAACGGUUCUUUAGAUAGGAAUCUGCAAAUUACAGUUAGUAUUUUUGUUAAUGCACUUCAUAUAGCACUCAAAGUACUUAUUUCUUUGGACAAAGAUUGUAAAGAUUGACAAGAUGCCCUUUGAAAUGUUUUAUUGAUGCAAAGUAAAAUUGUUGUAUUUUUCAUGAAAACAAACAACUAGUUUAAUUCAUAGCCUGCAUCUAGCUUUUUCAUUCCGAGAUAGCUUUUAUGUUGAUUUUAUUUUCCACUCGACUGCCUGUAAAUAUGAGACUAACAGAGAGACAACAUAUUUUUAUACUUCAUCUGACAGUAAACCUGGGGAUAUAUGACUGAUCACUUAUUGUUCCUCUUAAACAAAUAGAAAAUGUACAGCCAAGUGUUUCUUUGUUUUUUAGAAGUUAGAUUUGGCUUUCUUGUACCAUAUUGUUAUUAAAAAUUACUAUCUUCUAAAGGAUAUUCAGGCAAGUUUUAGUCUGCACUAAAAGUAUCAGCCUGCUUAUUUUUAUUAGUGCAAUUAUCCCAUUCAUCUCUGCAUUCACAUAUUAAUGAAACUAUAGAUCGACAAGACCUUCAUUUUAUUGCAGCUAUCCUUUUUUUUUUUUUCCCCCCCGUUUUCUUUUUAAAGUAAUGAUAAAUCCUAGCGUUUUUGAAAUGCUAGGAUUUACCAGUGCAACAAAUAAAGGUAACUUUCAGUCGUGAAGUAUAAAAUACUUCAUGCUGAAAGUUCCUUUAUUUGUCUGCAGUGCAUGCCGUGCUGAGCGCCUCAGGGCAGCCCACUGCAGAACACUAUUUUUCAGUGAGGUGAUGUUAACCAAUAGCGUGCUAGGAUUUACCAUCACUUUUAAGUUACGAUAAUUUUACACUCAAUGCGCAUUACUCAUAUUACUUUAAACACCUCACCUUGCAUUUUACCUUUUAUCUAAGCAUUUCAUAAAGUGGAAUCCUAAUGCUGUGCAUGGUGUAAGGCCACUACUGUCCUGUGUGUUGUUUGGAUAUCCCUUGUAUAAAAGCAAAAGGGUUUCUGAUCUAUUUAGAGGUGUGUCUGCCAAUCUCAUUAUUUUUUGGGAGAUAACUGGAAAAUGUUUUAUAUCCUGAGUGCUUUCCAUAACAGCUGUUAACUGGAGCUGGAUUUUUUUCUAUUGAAAGUGCAACACACUAAGAUCUGGAUUUGCACAUAUCUUAGUGUGUUGCACUUUAACAAGAAAAAAAUCAGACUCCGAAAAGAGCCAAAUGCCACGGAUGCCCACCUUCUUCCGCAUUCUGCAGCUAAAGGAACUGCUGAAUGCAUAUCCCUACUCACAAUACAUUUCUAGAUGUGAUGUGAUGUGUAAGUGUUUGUUCUCUCGUCUCUUUUAACUAAACUUUCUUUUAAAAAAACAAAACACUAGACUGUAAAGCUUUGAUGCACUAAUUUGGGGCACCUGUUCAGUUCCUAAUAAUAUUUAGUACCUUGGGUGGCAUUAUUUCUUCCCAUGUAUACACUAAAACAACCUACUUGCCUUGAAUGAUCCAUUGUGUAUACUAUGUGAAUUGAAUGGCUUUAAGUUGCAGAAUAAUGUUGAGGUUUUUAGCAGUGGUUAAAGUGAUAUGGAAGGGAUAGUAGCCUCUUUUAUGUAGUGAAUAUGAUACAAUAAAAUGAGCGGAGGGAAAAAUUAAAGGGACAUAAAUGUCAGGUAUAAAAUUAAAUGCUAUUUAAAGUAGUUUUCCCAUUUACCUUAAAACAUCUUCUGGUUCUUUCUGUAUUCCUUCAGAUACUUAAGGGCAAAUUUAUCAAAAGGAGUGUGGUCCUAUUGAUUUCAGCUUCGCUCAUGUGAGGCUACAACUUUAUUUAUAGCAGUUUAAACCGCUCUUUCCUAAAUCCUAGAUACAGGGGAUGAAUUUGCCCUGAAAUUUGUGAUCCCAUUGAACAAAUUCACUACCUGUGAGCCUUGUCCAUCCAGACAAUGAUAAAUCUUCCCCUUAUGCUUAAGCUUUACUCCUGUAUUGUGUCUUAAAGGAACAUUGUACUGUAAUUUUUAUCCUUUUGUGUUCUCAACCACUGGUUAUAUCAGCUGCAGAGUGUUAAAUGUAUUAGAAAUUGCUCCUUUAGGUUCAUUUUUGCAUCAGUAUCAACAACACUUUCUAAAGAAGAAAAGAAACAGCUUGCAACACAUGAAUACUAUACCCUGGAGGAGAUAAGCCGAGCUGUAGUUUAAGGCAGUGCAUGUUGUUUGUCUGCAAAAGAGAAACUCUCAGAUGUUCUCACUAUUUAGUGGCUUGCUCUCUAAAAUAAAUAAUGUUAUAUCAAAUUAGUCUUUAUGGUUUAUACAAAACACACAAUGAAUUUGUUCUCUUGGCAUCAUUUUUUGAAGAGUAAACCUAAGUUGGCUCAUAGGAGCUAAGGGGUGUGCAUGUCUUGUGACAGCAUUGUUUUCAAACACUAUACAUUGUUGCAAGCAGCAAGCACUAUAUAUUGUUGCAAGCACUGCUGCCAUAGAAUGCUAUACAUAUGCACACUCCUGACCCUACCUAGGUUUUAAUCUUCAACAAAGAAUCACAAAAGAAUUAAGCAAAUUUGAUAUGUGUGCUUUGUUUACACUUCGUUUAUUUUCUUUUUUUUGGGGGGGGGGGGUGGGGGGGGCUGUAAAAUGACUUUUCUACUUGAUCAAUUAAAAGGGACAGUAAAGUCCAAAUUAAAAUUAAUUAGAUUGGAUAGAGCGUAACAUUUUAACAAUCUUUCCAAUUUACUUCUAUUAUGAGUUUUGCUUAGUUCUCUGACAUACUCUGAUAGGAGCGUGCAAGUGUCUUUAGCAGUCUAUGGCAGCAGUGUUUGCAACUAUGUAUAACAUUACUAUAAACAAUGUUGCAAACUCUGCUGCCAUAGACUGCUAAAGACACUUGCACGCUCCUAUCACUCUACCUAGGUUUACUCUUCAACAAAGGAUAAAAAAUAGAACAAAGCAUAUUUGAUAGCACAAGUAAAUUGGAACGUUAUAUAAAAUUGCAUUCUCUACCAGAUCCAACUUUUAUCUUGACUUUACCGUCCCGGUAAAAUAAAAUGGGUAUUUUAACACACCAUUCAUGCAUGAAAUUGUACUUCAUGACCCUUUUGAAUUAUUACAUAUUUAUAGUAAAUUUAUCAGUUUGAUAAUUUGCCAACUCCUGCAUAUAUACUGUGUGUGUGUAUAUAUAUAUUAUAUACUCAAAACCCUAGCCAGAGCUGGGAAUAUAAUUUAAAUCAACUGUCAUCCAUUUAGAUUCCGGCCGUGAAUAAAGCUGUGUCGAUAAAAUGAAAUGUCUGCAUAAUGUUUAAAAAUAUCAUCAAGUAACAUUUGCAUUUAAUUGAACAGAUAGAAAGAAUGUAGCUGUGGUCUUUGGCUAUAAAGUAUGUUUUACUUGUUCCAGAACCAUGAAAGGAAGAAUCUAAGCACUUAAGCAUUUCUAUGAGAGAAGUUGGAAUCAUAACCGGUUUAAUGUAUUCUAGUAUAGACAAUAUCGUUAGACUUUAAGUUCACAAUAAAUAAAAAGGAAAGCCUCAUAAAAAAUACAUUUUGUGUAAUUGAUCACCAAAGCCAAUAAUCUGUCAUAAAUGUCAUUUGUAACUGAUUUGUUUCUAUAAAUCAUCUUCUAUUUUGUCUGCUAUUAAUUCCAUUCAGUUAUCAUGGGCAGCUUUUUUGUCAUGAUAUACACUUCUAUUUAAUUGGGAAUUUUGUAAUAUGAAUAUGUAAAUGAGGCAGUAUGUGCUGCACGUAUUUCAAAAUACCAAGUCAUUUGUAUGAAAUGAAAAGCAAUAGAUUGAGUACCUAGUCUUGGCUCUCACGUUUGUGUUUUACCCUUAUUAUUUUUAUUACCUUUUCUAGUAAAAAUGGCUUCUUAGAUAGGAUUAGCUCAUAGAACAGAUGUGUUCUCUAAGGAAAACGCAUAGAGGAGUAAUGUGUUGGCAAGAAAGUUUUCUGUCUCUAAAAACUAAACCUGAAGAAUUGUGCUAUGUCUACCUCUUCAAAAGUUCAUAAUUAGCGUUCAGUGGCAGACAGUAUUGAAGUCUCUGCUGUACAGAUCAUACAUAAUCAUAAACAAUGAAUAUUUGGUUGUGCAAACGAAUAUCCUUUUGGUAUCCUCAACUACCUCUUUAUUAUGUGUAAAUUGAGUUAAAUAUGUGCAUGAUACAGUAUAAUGACUGCCAAAUGUUAGCUUGUUAUAUUCUAUAUGCAAAACCAGUUGAAAAAAAUCACCUUGCUAAUAAAAUGACAUCAGUUCCUUUGA
This is a messenger RNA of Bombina bombina (fire-bellied toad), 10439 nucleotides long. It is a transcript of the gene EEA1, whose product is annotated as early endosome antigen 1. Gene Ontology annotation, cellular component: early endosome. The record is from RefSeq and is a predicted model, not a curated record. The transcript is spliced from 29 exons. Gene Ontology annotation, molecular function: 1-phosphatidylinositol binding; metal ion binding. The coding region runs from base 159 to 6197 and encodes 2012 amino acids. Gene Ontology annotation, biological process: endocytosis. Lineage: Eukaryota; Metazoa; Chordata; Amphibia; Anura; Bombinatoridae.